CCGCCCGUGGCCCCGCCCGCCUCCGCCCCGCAGCGCCAAGAUGGCGGCGGCGUCCCGGCGCCGGUAGCGGCGGCUAUGGAGGGAGAGGGCGGCUCGCUGGGCCCCGGCGAGCGCUGGGCGCCGGUGGGCGCCGUGUCGGCGGAGGAGGACGAGGACGAGGAGGACGAAGAGGCGGCGGCCACGGGGGGAGAUUCGCCGGAGUCGGUGCCGCGGCUGCGGGCCGAGCGGCGCCGGCUGCACGGGGCGCUGCUGGCGCUCGCCUCGCACUUCGCUCAGGUGCAGUUCCGGCUGCGGCAGGUGGCCCGGGCCGGCCCGGCCGAGCAGCAGCGCCUGCUCCGCGACCUCGAGGACUUCGCCUUCCGCGGCUGCCCCGCGCCGCUGCCGCACGGUCUCGGCGCCGCUCCGGGUGAGCGAGAGAAGCAGGAGCAAAUUGAGGUCCAGAAGGAGAAACAGAGAGAGCUGAUCCUGCAGCUGAAGACACAGCUGGAUGACCUGGAGACCUUUGCUUACCAAGAGGGCAGCUAUGAUUCCCUGCCACAGUCUGUGGUUAUGGAAAGACAACGGAUGAUUAUAAAUGAGUUGAUAAAGAAGCUGGACAUGGACUUGAGUGAAGAUUUUGCAGCGCUCUCUCCUGAGGAACUGCGGCAGCGGGUGGAUGCUGCCAUAGCACAGAUUGUGAACCCAGCCAGGGUGAAGGAGCAGCUGGUGGAACAGCUGAAGACCCAGAUAAGGGACCUCGAAAUGUUCAUCAACUUCAUUCAGGAUGAAGUUGGAAGCUCUGGCAAGGCAGAAGAUGGCCAUUGUGACUGUGGAGGCUCCUACAAACCCAGCACCCGGCCUUCUGGGAACAGAGUGAACCCAGAAGAUGCCAGAAGGAUGCAAGAAACGGGCCUGCAGCUCAUGCGCCGCGUGCUGGCCGUGCUGCAGAUCUUUGCUGUCAGCCAGUUUGGCUGUGCCACGGGUCAGAUCCCUCGCACCCUCUGGCAGAAGGACCAAGACAACCAGGACUUCUCCCCCUUAAUAGAGAAGCUGGAGUUGUCGGUGGAGCGGGUGAGGCAGCUAGCCCUGAAACACCAGCAGGCAGAGCAUGUUAUCUGCUCCUCUGAGCUGCAGGACGUUCCCCUGGGAGGCAGAGACGAGCUGACUCUGGCUGUGCGCAGGGAGCUGGCGGUGGCCCUGCGGGACCUGCUGGCCCACGGGCUCUACGCCUCUUCCCCAGGCAUGAGCCUGGUGUUGGCCCCCAUCGCGUGCUUGAUUCCCGCCUUCACGCCCUCGCCGCAGACCAUGCACCCCUGGGAACUCUUUGUCAAGUAUUACAACGCUAAGAACGGCCGAGCCUUCGUGGAAUCGCCGGCUCGCAAGCUGUCCCAGUCCUUCGCCUUGCCCGUGACAGGAGCAGUGGUGGCCACCCCGAAGCAGAGCCUGCUGGCAGCCAUCCACACGGUGCUCACGGAGCACGGCCCCUUCAAGCGCAGCGCGGACUCGGAGCUGAAGGCGCUGGUGUGCAUGGCGCUGAACGAGCAGCGCCUGGUCUCGUGGCUCAACCUCAUCUGCAAGUCUGGAGCUCUGGUUCAGUCUCACUACCAGCCCUGGAGCUACAUGGCCAACACCGGCUUCGAAAGCGCGCUCACCCUCCUCAGCCGCCUGAGCAACUUGAAGUUCAACCUCCCGGUUGACCUGGCUGUUCGGCAGCUGAAAAACAUCAAAGAUGCGUUUUGAUGUGUUUUUAUUGUCAUUCAUCUAUUUUCCCACUAGUAGGCAGCUGUUGGGCUCAAGUAGCCUGGCUUUUGUAAGACCAAGUUUGUCUCUUUGAUAUUUGCUUUUAGGGAAAUCUUAGGGUCUCGUGAUGUUGGCAGCGUGUUGUCCGAUAAAGAGUGGCUGGAGGCCACAGGCUGGGCAGCAGCACCUCACCCUGCCCACUCUCUGCUGCUCUUGGGCCAAACUGCCCUGCCCAGUGGCCACUGACUGUUCAGGAGUGAGGGGCAAAGGCCUGGCCAGGGGGCCUGUGGGUGGGGGAAGGCCCGUGGGAUGUGCAGCUGAGCUCCUUUGUGGCUGUUUCUUGCAGUCUCUGCUCUGCACCUUGCACACACAUGAUCCCUCGUGUAGGAGAGAGCUGGCAGGUGUGGAGGCACCUUGGGAGCUGCCGGGGCACAUGGGAAUUGACCUCCCCCGGUAGGAGAAGAUGGGGGCUGAGCCAGAGGUGCCCGGGGGCUCCUGCAGCGGCUCUGCAGCCUGUGUCCCUUGGGCUGCCGGGGCGCAUUGUCCAACGGACCCAGCUCCUUGUUCCGGGCUUUUGUGGGGGGUCACCGCAGCCCGCUGUCCCGCGGGGUGUAUUAAAUACCGCUGUACCACCUGUGGGCCGAG
Messenger RNA from Motacilla alba alba, 2364 nucleotides. RefSeq names its product RUN domain containing 1 (gene RUNDC1). The transcript has 5 exons. The coding region runs from base 76 to 1719 and encodes 547 amino acids. NCBI's taxonomy places the organism in Eukaryota, Metazoa, Chordata, Aves, Passeriformes, Motacillidae. The record is from RefSeq and is a predicted model, not a curated record.